Urocitellus parryii (Arctic ground squirrel) is the source of this 2033-nucleotide messenger RNA. It is a transcript of the gene Slc41a3, whose product is annotated as solute carrier family 41 member 3. Gene Ontology annotation, cellular component: plasma membrane. Lineage: Eukaryota; Metazoa; Chordata; Mammalia; Rodentia; Sciuridae. Gene Ontology annotation, molecular function: monoatomic cation transmembrane transporter activity. Gene Ontology annotation, biological process: monoatomic cation transport. The record is from RefSeq and is a predicted model, not a curated record.
GCCACCCUGGCCGCGGCGCUCCGUCAGGGAAGAGCUGGGCCCUAAAGCCCGCGCUUCGCGCCUCCCGCCAGUCCCAGGUCCCUCCCUGGCGCCCGGAGCGCCCUCGGCGGCUUCUUUUCCUCAGCCGCCCGAAGGAGGACCUGGUUGGAGCUGCGGGCCGGCUGCACCGAUGGAAGCCUCGGAGCCCCGGCCGCGGAGGCUGGGAGGCUGUGGCAGGCUGGAGGAGCUGAAGGUGUCGCCUGCCCUCAGCACAGGGAGCCUCCCCGCCGCCUCCGGAGAUGGGCACCUCGGGGUCCCUGACGGCCAGCGCGUGCCCUCCAGGCCCCAGGAGGCCRCGCCCACCAGGGAGACAGCUCUGACCAUCUGCCUGCAGGUGACCCUGCCCUUUGUCCUCGCGGGCCUGGGGCUGUCCUGGGCUGGCGUGCUGCUGAACUACUUCCAGCACUGGCCCGUGUUCCUGGAGGUGAAGGACCUGCUGACGCUGGUGCCACCCCUCGUGGGGCUCAAGGGGAACCUGGAGAUGACGCUGGCCUCGCGGCUCUCCACCGCCGCCAACACCGGGCAGAUCGACAGCCCCCGGGAGAGACACCGCGUCAUCAGCAGCAACCUCGCCCUGGUCCAGUUGCAGGCCACCGUGGUGGGGCUCCUGGCUGCCGUGGCCGCCCUGCUGCUGGGCGCUGUGACGAGGGAGGAGGUGGCCGUGGCCCGGGUGGCCCUGCUGUGCGCCAGCAGCGUCAUCACCGCCUUCCUGGCGGCCUUCGCCCUCGGCGUGCUCAUGGUCUGCAUAGUGAUCGGCGCCCGGCGGCUGGGCGUCAACCCCGACAACAUCGCCACGCCCAUCGCAGCCAGCCUGGGGGACCUCAUCACGCUGUCCAUCCUGGCCGUGGUCAGCAGCUUCUUCUAUAAACACACAGCCGGUCCCCUUCCUCCUGCAGACAGCUGGCUGCUGGCCCCGCUGGUCUGCCUGGGCUUCGUGGCCCUGACCCCGCUGUGGGUCGUCCUGGCCAAGCGCAACCCGCCCAUCGCCAGGGUGCUGAGGCUCGGCUGGCUGCCCAUCAUCCUGGCCAUGGUCAUCAGCAGCUUCGGGGGCCUCAUCCUGAGCAGGACGCUCUCGGAGCAGCGGUACCGCGGCAUGGCCGUGCUCACCCCCGUCAUCUGCGGCGUCGGUGGCAACCUGGUGGCCAUCCAGAGCAGCCGGAUCUCCACCUACCUGCACGUCCGCAGCUCGCCCGGGGUCCUGCCCCUGCCCAUGAAGGGCUUGUGGCCCCGGCCCUGGGCCACCUUCUGCAGCCCAGAGAUCAACUCCACGUCGGCCCGCGUGCUGCUCCUGCUGGUGGUGCCCGGCCACCUGCUGUUCUUCUUCGUCAUCCGCCUGGUGGAGGGGCCGGCGGUGGCCAGCAGCAGGACCUUCGUGCUGCUGUACCUGCUGGCUGGCCUGCUCCAGGUGAGGACGCUGACCAGCGCACGAGCUCACUGGGUCAGGCCGCCGGCUUUGUCCCCUGCCCUCAGGAGCCACUGUGCAGUGGCAGUGUCCAUGGCUCAGAGGACAGGGCAGGCCUGGCCCGCCCGGGGUGCUGCAAAAGACAUGCGCGGCCUCUGGUCAGGGCUGGUGGCCUGGAGGACGGUGGCGUGUGGAUUUGCCCUGGAAGGUUCUGGAAAGGCUAAGUGGCCAGCGCUGCAGGGCAGAGUGUUCUCGUAGACCCUAGUGGGGGUCCCAGUGGGGUCUCAGGAACCGAGCUGAGGCAGCAGGUGGGUGGCAGCAGGUCUGUGUGGCACUGCUGGAGGCCAGAGCAGGAAAGGGCCCCCAGGAGGGACAGGCCCCCAGGAGGGACAGAGGAGGGUGGCCUUCUGUAGCCAGAGCCCCAGCCGGGCUUCGGAGCGGCCUGUCCUGUGUGGCCAGAAACUUAUAAAAAGGGGCAUUUGAGCCGGGCACCCACUGCCGUCCCAGCGGCCCGGGAGGCUGAGGCAGGAGGAUCUCAAGAGUGGGAGGCCAGCCUCAGCAAAGGGCAAGCCCUGUCUCCAGAUGAAACACC